GCCGCCACUACGGGUUACCUGGACUGACCCUCCAGGAUUGCAGCCUGCUGCCUGACAGAUCUGCUGGCUGCCUCCAACCUUCUCCCCCCGCCGCCGAACGACGAAAGCACUAGAAACCCGCGACGGAAGGGAUUCUGGAGGGAGCCAGGCAUGGUGGAUCCGGUGGCGGAUUCUGGCAAGGGAACAUGCCCCGAUCCCGCGGGUGCCGCGGGGGUAGAAGAGGCUGCGGCAGCCGCUACCGCCGCGACGUCCGAGGCUGCAGUUCAGCCGCUCGCGCCCCCUCCAGCAGCGGCGCCCCCUCCGCUGGGAGACCCGGAGAAAGCUCGCGAACAGUCGCCGAUGCUGCACCUGGAUCUGUACAACUUCGACUGCCCAGAAGCCGAGGGCAGCCGCUACGUGCUCACCAGCCCCCGCUCCCUCGAAGCCUGCGCGCGCUGUGCCGUCAAGCCGGUGGAGCUGCUGCCCCGGCCGCUCAGCGAGCUGAUCAAGGAGGCCCCCGGCAGGUCCAUGCGCGUGGCAGCCGGCCUCUAUGAGGCCUACGAAAUGGAUCGGCAGAGGAAGCUGCAGCAGUGCCGGGAGGAGCGGGACAGGAUCGUCCGGGAGGAGAAGCGGAGGCUCUUCACACCCGCCCUGGCCGGCAGCCUGCCUUCCUCCCCGGCCUCCAGGGCGGCGCUCAAGAGCAGCCCUGCCCAAGGGAGCUGCCCUCCUGUGGGCAAGCUGAGGGCAGGGGGCCCCCCUCCGCCCCCCCUCAGUGGCCCCAAGACCAAGAAGAGCCACUCCCUGGAUUCCCUGCAAAAGCGGAGGGAGGACUUCCUCUCUGCCAAGACCUCCUCCGACUCAGGGGCCUCUUCCUCCUACAGCGGAGACAGUGCCAAGGACAGAUGGCCCCUGGGGCUGCCCAGGACUAAGACGGUGGCCACCAUGACCGCCCUGGUGGGUCGCAGUUUCAGCCUGAGUGACCUGAGCCACUCCCCGCAGACCACCGAGAAAGUGGAGAGGAUCGUCAAGGAGGUGAAGCAGCAGAAAGGCUUCCGGGAGGUGUCGGAGAGGGACCGGAAGAUUGCGGCCCUGAUGAUAGCGAAGCACCAGGAGGAGAGCCUGUGGAAGGAGCAGCGGUACAAUGCCCACCUCCAGUGGGACGUGCAGAGGAGGCUGGCCGAGCAGCGGAGGGGGCAGGAGGAGCGGGAGAAGCAGCGAGCUUUGCUGCAGGGCCACAUGAUGUGGGAGUCCCGGCUGGAGAAGCGCCGUGGCAGGCUGACCUACACGCGGGAGGAGGCUGCCCAGGUGAAGCAACAGCAGAGCUCAGUGGAGGAUGAGAAGUGGCGGGAACACCUGGAGAAGCAGGAGCGGCUGAAGCGGGAGAGGCUGGAGAAGGCUGCUCUGGAGGACAAGAGGAGGAAGUGCCACCAGGAGCACAACCUGAAGGCCCGGGAGGAAGGCAGGAAAGAGGCCAGGGAGCGGGAGGUGCAGCUGCUGCAGGAGAAGCUCACCUUGGCUGCCCAGAAGAAGCUGACGAAGGAACAACUUCUGCAGAGAGGGAAGAAGCUGCUCAACCAAGCAGAGAAGCAGAAGCACGAGGCGAUUCUCAGGGGGCUGGCCAGGCAGGAGGCCGAAGGGAAGGCCGUGCUGAGGGCGUCUGUGGAAGGCAGCCUGAGCAAGGCCCAAGAGAACUAUGAGCAGCUCAUUGAGAAGAGGAACCAGGAGCUGAGAGAGCGAGCCAGGCGGGAGGAGAUGCAGAUCCAGAGGGCCAAGCUGGCUGUGGUGCGCAGGGAACAGGAGCAGAAGGAGCACUGGAGAGCCUUGGCCCAAGCCUCGGAGAGGAAGCUCCAGCAUGCCACUCAGGUGGCCGAGGAGGUCGUCCAGCAGAAGGCCCGGAAGGUGGUACAGAGCCGGCUGGAGAAGGAGAAGGUGCAGAAGUUGAACAAGAGGAAGGUCGAGGAGGGCGAAGAUGUCCGCCGGAGGGAGAUCCUGUUGUCUAUUGAGAAAAAGCUGGAGCGGAGUGAACAGAUUUGUAAGGAGAAGAAAAGCGUCUUGGAAAACGCAAGGUCUGUGGCUCGGGCAUCAUUCCACGUGCGGGAAAAAGUCCGGGAAGAGAUGAACCUUCGCACCUUUGACAAGAUGGCCUUGGAGGCAGAACUGCAGGCCAGCCUGGUUAAAAAAUGAAUUGUCUUUUCUACUUGGGGUUCGGUGGGGAUCUAUGUUUUGCUGCCUGCUGUCAGAAUUGGGAGAUUUUAAAACAAUCUUUAUUAUUUUGUGGAGCACAAAAACUCUGGCAUAUACUUCAUAGACCUUUUUCAAAUGCUCUUGUUAUACAUAUUCAAACAACUCAUUCAACCAUCCAUGCAAAGAAAAGAUGUAUCC
Molecule: messenger RNA, 2361 nt
Organism: Candoia aspera
Lineage: Eukaryota; Metazoa; Chordata; Lepidosauria; Squamata; Candoiidae
Gene: CCDC177
Product: coiled-coil domain containing 177
Exons: 2
Coding region: 151-2163 (670 amino acids)
Source: RefSeq, a predicted model, not a curated record